AUGGAGGCCACCUCCCCGCCUCAUCCUCCCACCACCGUCCGCCGGAACCCGCCCCGCCGCGCGAGGCCUCCCCCGACCCCGCUCACCGGCGCCAAACCCAAACCCUCCUCCCUCUCCCGCCUGCUCGAGGAUGAAGCAGCGUCCGCCGCCUCCGUUCCCCGCCCGCCGCAGGAGGACCGCCUCAAGGUCUUCCUCCGCAUCCGCCCACUCCCGGACCACCGCGACCGAAGCCGCCCAGUGCUCGCUGCCAUGGAGCCGCGCCGGAAGCCCAGGCAGGGCGGACCCGGACCCGGGGAGGUCUGCCUCGCGCCCACCGGACCCAACUCCGUCGCACUAACUGUCCCACGGUCGAAGCUCGUCGACGCCAAGCGAGGUCCACUUUCCUCCUCACAGCAUGAUAUCUUCGCGCAAGUCAUGAACCCUCUGGUGGAUGACUUCCUGGGUGGAAAGAGCGGCCUUCUGGUUGCAAUGGGCCCCACAGGCUCUGGAAAGACGCACACCAUCUUUGGUAACCCAAGGAAUCCUGGUAUACUGCCCCUCACGCUGAGGAGAAUCUUCGACGCACAAGGCGAAAACAAGGUUGCCAGGAAACCAGCAAGGUCAUUUUUCCUAUCAAUGUUUGAGAUACUUUCUGAGGGAAAAGGGGAACGCAUUCUUGACUUACUGUCUGAUGCUGUGGAGUGUGUUCUUCAGCAGUCAGUGAUUAAAGGUCUUCAAGAGGUUGCCUUUUCAAAUCCUGCAGAUGCGGAGAGCUUGGUUUCACGUGGUAUGCUAAAGCGCAGCACGGCUGCAACAAAUGCUAACAGCAACUCAAGGCAUGCUCUUGCUCUCCUUACAAAUAUGUUCGCUUGUUCUUUCGUAAUGGAUGUUUUUGUUCAGAAUACACUUGUGUACCUUGGAUUUUUUUUUUUUAAUAAUCAUAACAGACAUAGUGUUUCACUAGGUUCAAGGCUGUUAGAAAGUAACUUCAUCAACAACACAUCCAUGGUUUUCAGUCUCUGUUUGAGGUCUCUGUUAGAACAUCAGAAAAACCAGAAGAAGCCCUUGGAAAAGCAUUUCAAGAAUUCCAUGUUGACAAGGUACUUAAGAGACUACCUAGAAGGAAGGAAGAAAAUGACUCUGAUCUUGAAUGUGAAGCCAGGGGAUGAUGAUUAUUUGGAUACAUCAUUUUUGCUUAGACAAGCAUCUCCUUACAUGAAAAUAAAGUACACUAGCCUUGAGGACUCUUCUGACUUGGCUUCCCAAAAGAGAAUCAAUGUUUCCUUGAUUUGCCAAGAGAACAAGAAAAAAAGGAAGGUUCAGAAGCCUGAAGUCCUUGUGGUUGAAGGAAAGGAAAAUGUUGAUACAGAUGAUAUUUCUAAAGUUUCUGAAAAAGAUGGCACACAGCAUGUGUCUCUCAACUCAGAGAUGCCAAGAGUAUCCAGAAGCGAAGCAAUAAUGACAAACUUUGCCAGGGCUUUAUUGACUGUAUUAAGACAGUAUAAGCACAAACUUUUGGAGUCCGAGAAUGCUGCUGAAAGCAUGAAAGAAUUGUUUAGAGAUAAUGAUAUCCAAAUUAGAGAUAAAGAUAUCCAAAUUAUGGAGCUGAAAAAGGAGCUGGAGGCUGUAAAGUAUUGUUCAUGCAAGAGCUCUCCAAUAACUGAAGAUGACUCUGUUAACCAUGAUGAUUCUGCAUCAUCUGGUCAAGCUGCUCAGAGUUUGGUUUCUGUAUCAAAUCAACCUGACCUGGGAUCUUAUGAUGCUUCAGAAGAUAAUUUGCAUGUAGACGCACAAGAAUUGACAUGCUGUGGUCCUCAAAAUUCUUCAGCUCCUUGUAUCCUGAAAGGGGAAUCUGACAGUUGUGAUGCUUCGUCUGUUUCUUUGAUAGAUGAACAAGUGUGCUCCAGAGAUUUUAAGGUAGAGUUACAAGUGCUUCGUAAGGAAUUGGAUAGAUCUGAAAGUUUUACUGUGCCAAUACCUGCACACACUGGUGGUGCAAUGCCUGCAUCUAGCUAUUCAGAUCAAAGCUUGACAGAAGAUGAUGCACUUCUGUGCCUGAACACUGAAAAAACCAGGCUAUCUCCACAGUGUACUACUAGUAGCAAGACAGCUACCAUAGGGCAAAGUGAAGAAGAAACGGAAGAGUUGAGCAAGGAUAAGGAUAUUCAACAUAUUAAUAUAAGAGAAGAGAAGCAUCCUGAAUCUCGGAGCUCUUCACAGCAAGUGAUCUUUGACACAGAAGGUACCAGCUCCAGUGAGUCAUCCUUGCUUGGAACGGUUGCUUCUGAAACGAAGCUUGGGGAACUGAACCAGAAAUCUGAAAGAUGUGAACCCGCUGUAGAAAAGGCUACCGUGGAACUGGAGCAUGGUAUAGACUGUGGUCAAGCUCCAGACCAAAAGUGUGAUCAUGCCCCAGCGAAAGCUGCAAAGGCUCCAAGCAAGUGCAGGGAGGCAGAUGAAACUGCAGAUACAAAUAAGGAAGCUUUUGGGUCUAGGCCUGGCAGUAUGAAGAAAACCAGGAGGAGGUUACAGCCAGCUGCCGCUAUGUUGCUCAGGGAAUUCACUGGCGCUGACAUUGAUGCGGAUAACGAAAUGGAAGAAAGAUGCAGGUCAUCAUCCAGAUCCAGGGUGCCAACCGGGAGAUCAGAUGCACUUGUGCAACUUCUGAUGAAAGGCCGUCCAGGCGGUCCAGUCCGUAGAGCAUAG
Miscanthus lutarioriparius is the source of this 2685-nucleotide messenger RNA. NCBI's taxonomy places the organism in Eukaryota, Viridiplantae, Streptophyta, Magnoliopsida, Poales, Poaceae. The record is from the annotation of a GenBank genome assembly.